AUGCCGCGCUUCCACUCCGACUCCGAUUCCGACGACUACGUCCCACGCCAGCACUACCGCUCUCCCCGCCGGCGCUCCCCCACCCCGGGGCCCCGGCCCGUCCGCGACCCCUCCCCAAUCGAUGACCGCCACCCACGCUUCGAAUACGAGCCACACACCCCCUUCUACCCGCCAGUAGCCUCCGGCGGCGCCGGUCCCAGCCCGCACCGCUCCCACUCAGCCGGACCUAGAGACACCACCUACACGACCACCAGCACAACGGACGACACCCCCACCACCAUGCCCACCGACUCCACCAUCCUCACCCACCGCCGCCGCGCCCGCGACCGGGACCGGAACCGUGACCGAGGCCACCACACACCCCGCCAUCACCGCUCCCGCUCCUCCUCCUCCUCCCCCGGCUUCUCCUACCCCACCGACUCCGACGGUGGCUAUUCCUCCGCCGACGACCGCCACCUCGCCCCCCGCGACCGUCGUGACCGCCGGCACCGUGACCACCACCACCGCCACGGUCGCAGCAAUUCACAUUCAAAGUCCCGGUCCCCGCUGCACAAAGCCCACUCCCUCCUCUCCAACACCUUCACCCCGUCCACCUCUGGCCUUGGCGUCGGCGUGCUGGGCGCGAUUGUCGGUGGGUUGGCGGCGAGGGAGGCGAGUGAGGCUGUUGCGGGGCGCGAGGAGGUCUCAGCCAAAUACGCCAACACCAAUGAGUCCCCGACCUCCAUACCGCAACACCCACCUCAGAAAUGCAACCUAGAGGGUAUCGUCCAUUUCCGCCAAAUCGUGAAAAACGCCAGGAACUAUCCCGCGCACGGCUGA
This is a messenger RNA of Chaetomium fimeti, 819 nucleotides long. RefSeq lists its product as uncharacterized. Lineage: Eukaryota; Fungi; Ascomycota; Sordariomycetes; Sordariales; Chaetomiaceae. The record is from RefSeq and is a predicted model, not a curated record. The transcript has 3 exons. Bases 1 to 819 code for a protein of 272 amino acids.